AUGGUAAAAAGAUGCUCAUGGGGGACAUGCAAUUCUGAUACAAGGUAUCCAGAGAGGAUAAUUAAUGUAUCCUUCCUGCCGUUUCCAAAACCAAAGACAAAUUAUGAUGCUUGUUUAAGAUGGAUUAAGGCAUGUGGGAGGCCUGUGGAACAACUAAAUGUUAAUAAAAUAACAAGAGACACAUAUGUUUGUUCAAAGCACUUUGUUGGUGGUUUUCCACCAGAAAAGAAUCCAGAUCCUUUUCCUGCAACUGGUGGCCAGGUUUAUGAAGCCAGAGUAAAAUCCAGAAAAAGAAAAUAUGUUGAACUAGAACAAAAUAGUGCAGAACCCUCCUGUAGUGUACCAGAAGUUACAUGUAUAAAUCCAAGCAUACUGUCUAGUAAUGAAAAUGACAAAGAUAAUCAAACUGAUGAAGUUGUUUACACAAACUUGGAUUUGAUUGCACGUAAUUCAUCAAUAAAGAAUUUGGAAGAAGAAAAAAAUGCCCUCAUUAAGCAAAAUGAAGACCUAAAGAUGCAAUUAGCAAGUUGUGUUGAGCAGGAUUUCAAACUAAAGAGCAAAAGAUCACCAGCAAAGAAACAGAAACAAGUUGUCCAUAAUAAAAAGUUUUCAGCAGAAACAGUGGCAAAUUCAAACAUAAAGAAACUUUUUGAGUAUUACACUGGAUUAACAUAUGUAAGAUUCAUUUUGUUAGUAAACUUUUUAUUUCCAGAAGAAGGAAUUAAUCCAGUAAAUUAUAAAGAAAAAAGAAAAGAAGUCAAAGCAAUGAUCCUCACUGACCAGCUAUUCUUAGUGUUGUGUCGUUUGAGAAAUGGACUUCACAUAAAGGACUUGGCAUACAGAUUCAACAUCAAACCCCAAAGUGUUAGUGUUAUAUUCAAGAGUGUUAUCCAUUAUAUGUUCCUUAAAUUGGGAUAUUUGUCAUACUGGCCCCACAGAGACACUAUUAUACAGAAUAUGCCACAUCAAUACCAACAAGAGUUUCCAACAUGCCUUGCAAUUAUAGACUGUACCGAAUUAAAAACAGAGAAACCUUCAUCACUCAAGUCACAGAGUCAGUGCUAUUCAGACUACAAGUCUUCAACAACCUUGAAAUCUUUGGUGGUUACAGAUCCAAGAGGUUCUGUCAUAUUUGUAUCCGAUUUAUUUUCUGGAUCUAUCUCGGACAAUGAAAUUUGCAAGGAAAGUGGAUUUUACAAAUUGCUACAGCAACUUAAAGAUCAGGGUUAUCUUCAAGACAAUGAUGGAAUAAUGGCAGACAAAGGAUUUCGUAUAGAAAAAGAGCUGGGUGAAUUAAAUUUAAGACUAAAUAUUCCACCUUUUGCAUCAACUGCAACACAAAUGUCUUCUGGUGAUGUUGCACUUACCCGUAAAAUUGCAGCUCACAGAAUUCACAUUGAACGUUCAAUUAAUCAAAUAAAAAAUUUCAAAAUUGUUAAUAGAAGAAUUCCAGGAACUUUAUUUUAUAACAUUAAUGAAAUAUGGACUGUAUGUUCCUUAUUAACAAAUUUUCAGGACACUCUUGUCAAAAUGUAAUGUAUAUCUUAUUUUCAGGUG
Molecule: messenger RNA, 1557 nt
Organism: Mytilus californianus (California mussel)
Lineage: Eukaryota; Metazoa; Mollusca; Bivalvia; Mytilida; Mytilidae
Exons: 3
Coding region: 1-1536 (511 amino acids)
Source: RefSeq, a predicted model, not a curated record